Molecule: messenger RNA, 5427 nt
Organism: Trichobilharzia szidati
Lineage: Eukaryota; Metazoa; Platyhelminthes; Trematoda; Strigeidida; Schistosomatidae
Source: the annotation of a GenBank genome assembly
GAUACUCUUCGGGCGUUCUUUUGAGUUUCCCGGGGUCCAAAGUGAAAAUUUAGUGCCUUACAUAAAUUGGUGUUCGUUUAAAUAUACAUGAUGAAAUGUUAAACAUGAAUAGGCGAACAGAGACGUUUUAAAAUAGUCACCUCAUAUCACCAUUUAUCCUUUAUGUCAAAAAUAAGUGUGUCCAAAGAGGUAUCCACACCGACGGGUUCUACGAUUGCUCGUCAACCCCUUGGGGGAUGUGAAUAUCCCUCCCAAAGGGCUGACUCAGGAGUAAAAAGCAGCCUCUUCUCCCAUCAACCCAUUUGUUCAAAAAGUAGCACAAUCGCUCAGAUACCAGUAUGGAUUUCAACAACUUCUCGCCCCACGUCAAGUGGUUUCAAUGCUAUGUCUCCAAGGGGAAGACGCACACUUUCCCCACCACAACCUCCACCUCUACCUCCUCCUCCUCCAAGUCCACAACUUGUGCCUUUGAAAGCUCGUUUAGCUAGAUCUAAAUCUACUGCUGCAAGGCCUGUAAGUAACCGUCCAGAUUAUGGCCAAAGACUUCGCAAGGCUAGUGAUGGUGGAGCACCAACACGACUCACCAACUCAAGUUCAAUCCGUCCAAGGUCUACCUCAGAAACGCGACCACAAAAAGAAAAUAAAGAAAAAGUUACCGCACCCAGUACUGGGGAUGUGGAAACAAGCGAGACGAGUCAAAAUGUCCCAGCAGCAAAACCGAGUGCUUUCCUUCCCAUUGCUCACCCUACUGAACGCAGUCCUGUUUAUGUUUGCCUUGCCAGUGUUGCAUUUUUAAGUUUAUCAGUAUUAGUUACUAGUAUAUUUUCUACUAUCUUUCUACCAUUUUGCCUAAUAGCUUGCCUUAUACGACGUACCGGUAUAUGGCUUGCUAACGUCUUCCAAUAUACAACUUGCUGCCAGUGUGGAGGAUUUAUUAUUUCCAAGAAUACACAUCCUGUAAUUGAAACGAUAAUAACACGUUUGUCAGCUGGUAUAAUUUCUAGUCAAAGAUGCAACUGUUAUGCUGAUACACAACUAGAUAACCGCUGCAGUGAAUCAUUAAGAGCUCUUUCAUCUGCUGAACUCAGAUGGCUUCCAGCUCUUGAGUAUAAGUAUGAGCAUGACUGGGAUGGAAAGAAUAAUGCUACUUUGUAUUAUUCUGGUCAGUCUCCUUUAGUGCUUAUCUGCCUAAGAUUUGGUGCGCCUGGAUUGAAAUUAUCAAGGCUACGUGAUUUGAUCAGCACCCGUUUACUUACACGACCUUCUGAAUGCUCAUCAUUGGCAUCAUCUCCUAGAGGUUCUUGUUUUACAGAUAAAGCAUGUUCAGAUGUCAGUAGAAAACGCCGUGAGAGUUCGUAUAUUCCUCCUUCAGAUACCCGAUCACGUUUAACACAAUGUCUUACAUUUUUAUCAACGGGUUAUGCAUGGAGAGAAUGUUUGGCAUUUCAACUAGAAGAACAUGUACUGCGUGUCCCUACCUCCAUCUCAAUAAAGUCAGAAGUCAACACAGAAAAACACUCAACGCAUGCCUACGGAACAAAGUUUGAUGAUAAAUAUUCAACCCAUACUAAAAUGAUUAAUGUGGAGGUUCUUCUUAAUGAAUUGAGCGCUCUACCGCUAAGACUUGAUCGACCACUUUGGAAGGCUCAUCUGAUUGAGCAGUUCUGUGAGAAUGAUGAUACCACAGAAGCAUCUGAUAUUGAAAGUGAUGCAGACUCGGAUGAAUCCAGUGCAUGUCAAACCUCACAGUCUAGUCGUAAACCACUGAAUAAUGCAGAAAAAAAUGGUUCCACAAAACUGAAUAAAUCAAAAAUCUAUACAAUGAAUAAAUAUAACAAUAAUUCUAAUAAACGAGGUGUUAAUCCAUUUGUCUGUCGUCGUUCUGGUUCAUCGGGUAUUGGAAGUCUGUUAGUUUUCCAAUUUCAUGCGGCUUUGUCUGACGACGGUAAAGCAUUGGUUCAUAUGUUAACCAAUUGUCUAGCUGACUUACCAAGUCGUACACAAACACCACAGUACACCCCGAAUAAACAGACACCAAUUCAUACAGCAUCAUCUACACAUGACUCUUUCGAUGAUAAAACAACCACUAAUCCAUCACCAUCUGAUUACAAAAGAAAGUGGAGAGUAAAUAAAUCUGUCAGUAUGGACUGUGAUAAUAAAAACAAUAACAAUAGUAACAUUAGUUACUUACAAAAUGCUUCAUCUUCACACAGCAAAGAUGAUUCAAAUUGGCCCAAACUAUGUAUUCCAUCGAACAAUUCUGUUUCACCAGUCAAAUCUAGUCCUUUUUAUUACUCUUGUGAAUCUUCCAAGAGUUUGCUAGUGAAAGAACAAAAACCUCAAUCAAAUAUAUCAAAUACUUUAGCCCAGAAAAAUCAACUAAGUACUUCUAAUUCUAUUCAACAAAAGCCUAAACAAGAACAGAAUGAAUCAAUUCCUAGUGUAUCCACAAAUUCUUCGAAUAUAAAUAUCACUUCAUCACUGGAUGAUGAAGAUCCUGAAGAAUCAGAAGCUGCGCAAUGGUGGUAUACAUUUUGGGCCAGUUCAUUAGCUACAAUAGCUACUGUCUGCGAUUUACUUAGAGUAGCAAUUACGGGACCAGCUAUUAUCUUUCAUAAAUAUUUUUUAACUACUGCUGAUAUGGGUUUAAUUACAAAGUGUCAAAAUACAACAAGGAGUUUUAAAUCAACCACAAAAUCCAAUGUCAAUGUUCAGUCAAGUAAUAAUAAAAGUAAUAGUAUUGAUCAAGAGAAAAAAAUUAUUCACAAAUGUGCCUUACUAUCACUAGCUAAAUUAAGUCGUCUACGUCAGAUUACUAAAGCAUCGUAUUCUGAAUUAAUUUUAAGCCUGUUAGCUGGUGCACUACGUGCUUAUCAUCAGACUAUGGGAUUCAAACAUCCUCCUGAUUUGUUAGCAUUUUUAUCAACGGAAGUCCCUGUGUUACCUACAUGUGAUUUAGGUGUUUCAGCAAUAUCAAUUUCAAACUGUAAUAACAAUGCAGAUCCACCUUGUACAACUUUUUCACGUGUACUGAAUACAACACAAAGAGCUAGAUCAAGUAAUUACGGCUUUCUCAACAUGUCUUAUUGGCGUCAGCAACAGCAGAAACAACAACAACAACAUGAUGGUAAUACGGUUGAAACUGGUCUAUUAGGGAACACAAAUCGAAUGGUGGCUUUGGGUUCACCACCAACAACAAUCAGGAGUUUAUGUCCAGGUAGAAAUGUUUUAGCAGAAUUUUGUCUGCCAAUAAAUACAGAAGGUAUGCUACCUAGGCUAUGGGAAACUAAACAAAGAUUGAAUGAACUGAACACAUCUGUCGAUCCUUUGUGUUUGGCUUGGGCUCGUACUGUAUUGUAUACCCUGAUGCCUCAUUCUUUAGCUAAGUGGAUUGAAUCAACCUAUGGUGGGCCAGCUAAAGCUAGUGUAACUGUAACUGGAGUAGAAGUAGUUUCUCCAUUUACUACAUCUAGUUCAUCAAAAAAUACAGAUUCCCAUUGUUCAUAUCAAAUGCCUAAAACAAGAAGAUUAGCAUACAUGUCUUUGCUAGCGAGCAAGUCUUCCGAUGCACGUAUACUACGUCAACGAUUAAGAAAACGUCUUCCACGUGGGGCAGCGGUUUAUCCACCACGUUUAGGAACAAGUUUUCGCGCAUUAGCUCGUCAUUUAGUCAAUGCCAAUGCUGGAAUUAUUUAUGUAGCUGGUUGUCCUAUUAUUCGUAUUGAUACCUGGAUGCCAUCUCCAACCCAUACGCCGUCGGAGCUAGUUCCCAAUGGUCAGUUGACUACUUUGGACAUUAAAACAGUGAAAUCGCCUGGUGAAACUGUUGUUCAUAUUUGUCGUGAUUUAAGUGUCACAUUCACAACAUAUGCUGGACAGUUAUCUUUGACAUUUUCAGCCAGUUCAAGACAUUGUAUUCAUCCAAAUUUGGAUUUAAUCUUAUCAGGUAUAAAGUCUCAGCUUAACAAAAUGUGUCAACUACUUUCUGGACGUCAUGUACCUAGUAUGACAAGUCGCUGGUUACGUCAUAGUUCUAGUGUGGAAUCAUCUGUAUCAGCGUUGUCGGCAAUCAGUAUGAGCCCGUCUUUAAAUCCAAGUUUAGUGCUGCAUAACGAGAUAACUGCAACCAAUGGAAAAACGAAUACUAAUCCAUCACCAGUUAGAUCACAUACUCAAAAUUCAUCUUCCAUUAUAACAAAUUCAUUAGAUUUACCUACCAAAGCAACAACAUCAUAUUCGCAACCAGUACUAGAAUCUAAAUCACAAAAUUCUGACUCUGCUUAUAAUUCCUUGGAAUCUGAUUCCGGCAUUGUUAAAUCAAACUAUUCUUCGAGUUUCAUUGAUUCAACUAAAUCAUUUUACGCUUAUCAAGCUGGUCAACCUAUUGAACAGCUUCAAGCGCAGCUCCGAUGGGUUCAACGACAGUUGGAAGAGUCAUCUAAUUCUAAAAAUGCAGUUGGAUCACCGACAGCAAAUAAUCUGAGGCUAGCUAAAUUACGCAGUGAAUUUUGCAUCUUACUUAGACAUUUAAAACAACGUUGUAGUCAAGGGGAACUGGGAAUAGAUUCUUCUCUGCAUGAUUUGAAUGAAUUUAAAGAUAUGUCUUGCGAAUCAAAGCUGAAUUGUGUUUCUGUAUCUAAGUCAAACAUGUCAUCGCCGACAAAAUGUUCACAGACCACAUCAGGAUAUCCUUGUCUUACUGGGCAAUUCAUUGCAAAUCCAUUCAAAACCGAACAAAACUUUGCAAGUAAACGUUCUAUGACCACUGGAGAUUUCGAUGAAGACCCGGACUUUUAUAUCACUGGGCAACAGGAAGUUGAUGACUUCGAGGAAUUGGACCCGAGCGACUCCGAAUUCGACUUAAAAGUUUCGGAUGUAUUGCCUGAUAAGACAUUUACAACUACUCAUACAACAAAUGAAGUUGAAGGCAUGAUAAAUUAUGAUAAGCCUAGCGCAGUUGUUGAUCAUGCCGAAGAUCUACAUAAAAAGCAAAAGCAUCAUUGGAAAGGGACAUCUGGACGCUGCAGACCAAAGAUAGCAACGGAAGUGGCCAGUUUGAACAUAAUGCCUAGUCGACGUGGUUCAUUGGUGGCACACUCAGCUGUCGAAGGAUAUUCUAAGAACAAGGGCUUAUUGGCUCAACUUGUGAACACUGUAACCAAGGUGUCUUAUCCAAAAGUGACAAGGGAAGUAAUAUAAGUCAGCUGACAGGUACACAUGGUUCACUAACAAUCAUAUCCUGAAGCGCCAUACUGCAAGAAAGGUCAGAGAGAUAUCACUAAAAACUAUAUUUUAAAGUGAUAUCGAUUGUACAUAAUACCUUUGAAAACAGAUUCUAUGGAUGUAUAGUUACGCAAUUCAACCAGAUAUGUACUCCUCUUUUCAAGUUCGAGCUUAAUUAGAAUUCAUAAAUAAUAUAAAUCAUUU